Carlito syrichta (Philippine tarsier) is the source of this 726-nucleotide messenger RNA. Its product is annotated as drebrin-like. The record is from RefSeq and is a predicted model, not a curated record. The transcript has 8 exons. NCBI's taxonomy places the organism in Eukaryota, Metazoa, Chordata, Mammalia, Primates, Tarsiidae. Gene Ontology annotation, molecular function: actin filament binding. Gene Ontology annotation, cellular component: plasma membrane; cortical actin cytoskeleton; site of polarized growth. The annotation marks the transcript as partial. Gene Ontology annotation, biological process: positive regulation of dendritic spine morphogenesis; positive regulation of axon extension; postsynaptic actin cytoskeleton organization.
GGGGAGGGGCAGCGGGUACCGAGGCACGUGCCAGUUGGCGCCCUCCUGGCCGCCAACCUGAAAUGGGCUCUGUACACAUAUGAGGAUGGCUCUGAUGACCUCAAGCUUGCAGCCUCCGGAGAAGGGGGCUUGCAGGAGCUUUCGGGCCACUUUGAGAACCAGAAGGUCAUGUAUGGCUUCUGCAGCGUCAAGGACUCUCAGGCUGCCCUGCCAAAAUACGUGCUCAUCAACUGGGUAUGCGGCUUGCCACCUGACCUGCCCUUUUGCCCGCUGAAGGGCGUUGACGUGGUCGUGAACGCCAGCAGCGUGGAGGACAUCGACGCGGGCGCCAUAGGCCAACGGCUCUCCAACGGGCUGGCGCGGCUCUCCAGCCCUGUGCUGCACCGGCUCCGCCCGCGAGAGGAUGAGAACGCCGAGCCCGUGGGCACCACCUACCAGAAGACGGAUGCGGCCGUGGAGAUGAAGCGGAUCAACCGCGAGCAGUUCUGGGAGCAGGCCAAGAAGGAGGAGGAGCUGAGGAAGGAGGCGGAGCGGAAGAAGGCCCUGGACGAGCGGCUCCGGUUUGAGCAGGAGCGCAUGGAGCAGGAGCGGCAGGAGCAGGAGGAGCGCGAGCGGCGCUACCGGGAGCGCGAGCAGCAGAUCGAGGAGCACAGGAGGAAACAGCAGUCUUUAGAAGCCGAGGAGGCCAAGAGGCGGUUGAAGGAGCAGUCCAUCUUUGUGAGUUCC